UGCCCUGCUCUUUUCCCGCCAAACUCUACAGAAGCCGAAUCAAAAGCGAAGCCCUUCGCCGGGGAGAGAGAGCGAGAGAGAGAGAGAGAAGAUCUGAAAUCUAAAGCGAAGUGAAAAAUGGACAGCUACGGAGGCGGGUUCUUCCUGGACGCGAAGGCGGUUCAAGUCGAGGCCAUUUUCUUGGACUUCCUCAAGAGUUUUCGGCUCGAUGAUCAGAACUCGAAGGAGCCGUUUUACGAAGCAGACAUGGAAGCCAUGAGACCCAACGAGUCCAACACCAUGUUCAUCGACUUUUCCCACGUCAUCCGCUUCAAUGAUGUCCUUCAAAGAGCUAUCUCCGAUGAAUACUUCAGGUUUGAGCCGUACCUGAAGAAUGCUUGUAAGAGAUUUGUUAUGGAACAGAAGCCCACAUUCAUCACUGAUGAUAACCCUAAUAAGGACAUCAAUGUUGCCUUUUAUAAUCUCCCUUUGUUAAAGAGAUUGAGGGAUUUGACUACUGCUGACAUUGGGAAGCUGGUAUCGGUUAGUGGAGUGGUCACGCGAACUAGUGAAGUUCGGCCUGAGCUUCUUCAGGGAACUUUCAAGUGCUUGGAGUGUGGAGCUGUUGUCAAGAAUGUUGAGCAGCAAUUCAAGUAUACUGAGCCUAUAAUCUGCAUGAGUGCUACUUGCAACAACAGGGCAAAGUGGGCUUUGCUAAGGCAAGAUAGUAAAUUUGCGGAUUGGCAGAGGGUUAGAGUUCAGGAAACCUCUAAAGAAAUUCCAGCAGGCUCCCUUCCAAGAUCACUUGAUGUCAUUCUUCGUCAUGACAUCGUAGAACAGGCCAGGGCUGGUGACACGGUCAUAUUUACAGGCACCGUGGUUGUGAUACCUGACAUUUUGGCAUUGGCCUCUCCAGGAGAGAGAGCUGAAUGCCGAAGAGAGGCUUCUCAGCACAAGAAUGCUGCUGGGAAUGAAGGUGUUAGGGGUCUUCGAGCACUUGGAGUUAGAGACCUCUCAUAUCGCCUUGCCUUCAUUGCUAAUUCGGUUCAGAUCUCUGAUGGCAGAAGGGACACUGACAUCAGAAACAGGAGGAGAGAUGAUGAAGAGGAGAACCAGCAGUUCACGGCAGAAGAGCUAGAUGACGUCCAAACAAUGCGGAAUACUCCUGACUUCUUCAAUAAGCUUGUUGACAGUAUUGCUCCAACUAUUUUUGGACACCAAGAUAUCAAACGAGCAAUCCUGCUUAUGCUUGUGGGUGGUCUUCACAAGAUCACUCAUGAAGGCAUCAACUUGAGAGGAGACAUCAAUGUCUGUAUUGUUGGAGAUCCCAGUUGUGCAAAGUCUCAAUUUCUCAAGUAUACUUCAGGUCUAGUUCCACGCUCUGUCUACACAUCUGGAAAGUCCUCCUCUGCUGCUGGAUUGACUGCAACAGUAGCAAAAGAACCAGAAACUGGGGAAUUUUGUAUUGAGGCUGGAGCACUAAUGCUUGCAGAUAAUGGUAUUUGCUGCAUUGAUGAAUUUGAUAAGAUGGACAUCAGGGACCAGGUUGCAAUUCAUGAAGCCAUGGAACAGCAGACGAUAAGCAUAACAAAAGCAGGAAUACAAGCAACACUGAACGCUCGAACAUCAAUUCUAGCUGCAGCUAAUCCCACUGGUGGGCGCUAUGAUAAAUCAAAACCACUAAAGUAUAAUGUGGCUCUGCCACCUGCUAUUCUUUCGAGGUUUGAUCUGGUAUAUGUUAUGAUCGAUGACCCAGAUGAUCAAACCGAUUACCAUAUUGCUCACCACAUUGUGAGAGUCCAUCAGAAACGUGAAGAUGCAAUUGCUCCAGCAUUUACAACCGCUCAAUUGAAGCGUUAUAUAGCAUAUACAAAAUCUCUGAAACCAAAGCUAACCCUGGAAGCCCGGAAAUUGUUGGUUGAUUCAUAUGUUACACUUCGAAGAGGUGAUACAACACCUGGGAGCAGAGUUGCAUAUCGCAUGACAGUUAGACAGCUGGAGGCAUUGAUCCGGCUUUCAGAGGCUGUUGCUCGAAUUUAUAUGGAUGUAGAGGUGCAUCCUCGCCAUGUACGUAUCGCUGUUAGACUGCUGAAAACAUCAGUAAUCAGUGUGGAGUCCAGUGAGAUAGACCUAUCUGAGUUUCAGGAAGAAAAUCAAGAUGAUGUUGAUGGAGGUGAUGGUAGAGAUAAUGGAUUUGGUCAAGAUGAAACUCACCCUAGUGACGCCGCGCCAAAUCCAGCUUCUGAGAAUGUGGGAGAAACAGCAAGACCUGCAAAUCAACAGGGAAAAAAACUUGUGAUAAGUGAUGAAUAUUUUCAGAGGGUUACUCAAGCCCUUGUAAUGCGGCUUAGACGGCAUGAAGAAACUGUAAAUAGAGAAGGCACUGGGCUGGCUGGAAUGAGACAGAGGGAUUUGAUUCAAUGGUAUGUGAGUCAACAGAAUGAGAAAAACAACUACAGCUCCUUGGAGGAGGCAGCGACAGAAGUGUCAAAAGUCAAAGCGAUUAUAGAGAGUCUGAUAAGAAGAGAAGGCCAUUUGAUAGUCCUGGAUGAUGGUAGUCAAGCAGCUGCAGAUGGUGAAAGUGGAAGGCAGCCUUCAUCAUCCAGAAAUGACAGGAUUUUAGCUGUGGCUCCUAAUUACGUCGUAGAUUGAUUGAGAUCGCACAUAAAUGUUUCUAAAUAUGGAAUACAAACCCCUCAUCCAUGCGUUUGCUGCUCCGAAUGAGGUAAAUGUAGCAUAAUCACCCAACCUUACAAUUAGGUGAUCUAUCCAAUUGUAAGAUAAGACCCCUCGAGUUCAUUAGUUCUAGAGUUCAAUUUUUUGGGGUUUUUUUUAUUUUAAGUUCUUAUUUACAGAGGCUGUAAGUCCGGGACUUGUCUUUGACUGUGGGAAAGAAUCCCGUUGCAUAUUUGCAUGUUCUUGUAUUAUGUCUUUAAUUCAUCGUAUAAUAUGCGUUUCAAACGUAUAAUAUAUAUACUACUACUAGUAAGCUAGCUAAGCCCUCAAAAAACAUGAGCUUAGAUUUGGAUUCAGAUUUGGGUUAGGUAUGGUGUUGGAUUUAGAUUUGGGUUUGGAUCUGGAUUGGGUGGGAAGAUUAAAAAU
Molecule: messenger RNA, 3081 nt
Organism: Diospyros lotus (date-plum)
Lineage: Eukaryota; Viridiplantae; Streptophyta; Magnoliopsida; Ericales; Ebenaceae
Product: DNA replication licensing factor MCM6
Exons: 18
Coding region: 118-2631 (837 amino acids)
Biological process (GO): DNA replication initiation; double-strand break repair via break-induced replication; mitotic DNA replication
Cellular component (GO): MCM complex; nucleus
Molecular function (GO): single-stranded DNA binding; ATP binding; single-stranded 3'-5' DNA helicase activity
Source: RefSeq, a predicted model, not a curated record